Messenger RNA from Diaporthe amygdali, 1005 nucleotides. Its product is annotated as endo-beta-1-4-mannanase. Lineage: Eukaryota; Fungi; Ascomycota; Sordariomycetes; Diaporthales; Diaporthaceae. Bases 1 to 1005 code for a protein of 334 amino acids. The record is from RefSeq and is a predicted model, not a curated record. The transcript has 3 exons. Gene Ontology annotation, molecular function: hydrolase activity, hydrolyzing O-glycosyl compounds.
AUGAUCUCACACUCAAUAGCGACGACAAGCUCUUCGACCACUAGGACCACUUUGUCCACCAGCACACAGAUCGCAACAACACCUGCAACAACCACAACGACUGUUCCUUCUGGCUCUUAUUCGAAGGUUUCAGGCACUUUAUUCAACGUGGAUGGGAAAACCGGAUAUUUUGCUGGCACAAAUUCGUACUGGAUUGGGUUUCUAACAAACAAUGCCGAUGUGGACCUGGUUAUGUCCCAUCUGCAAACCAGCGGCUUGAAGAUCCUGCGGGUUUGGGGAUUUAAUGAUGUCAAUACUACCCCAGGAUCCGGAACUGUUUGGUAUCAGAGUCUUAGCGGCUCUACUCCUACGAUAAACACUGGCGCCAAUGGCCUCCAGCGUCUGGACUAUGUGGUCAAAUCUGCAGAAGCCCAUGGUAUCAAACUCAUCAUUAAUUUUGUUAACAAUUGGGAUGAUUAUGGAGGAAUCAAGGCAUAUACAAACUGCAAUACCGAUGUGAUCUACAAGUGGGCUGCUGAUACCUCGGCUUACAUCAAGUCACUCGAUUCUAAUCAUAUGGUGACUCUUGGGGACGAAGGGUUCAACCCGUCGGCCGGAGAUGGUAGUUACCCCUACCAAACCAGUGAAGGUGUCUCUUUUGUCAAGAACCUUGGUAUUUCAACUCUCGAUUUCGGAACCUACCACAUGUAUCCAUCUUCAUGGGGCGUUCCUGAGGCCACCUUCCCAACAGGUUGGAUUCAAUCUCACGCGGCUGCUUGCGCUGCUGCCAAGAAACCUUGCCUUUUCGAGGAAUAUGGGACGACCAACUCGCACUUGAUCGAAGCGAACUGGCAGAACACUACUUUGAACACCGCAGGUAACGGGGCAGACUUGUUUUGGCAAGAUGGUGAUAGCUUGAGCAGUGGGCAGUCUCCGAAUGAUGGUUACACGAUAUACUACGGAACAAGCGAAUGGAACACAUUGGUAACCCAGCAUGUACAAGCCAUUCGAGCAAAGUACCCGUAA